CCUCACUGAAGCUGGGUCAUAGCAACAAAAGCUAGCAACAAAAUCAAGAAACGACUACAUUAUUGGGAGGGCAAUAAACACCCAUCCAUCAUCAGCUGCGCCUGAUACUUCUGCCCUUAUAUGGCGAAGGCAGGUGGUGUUCAGCAGGGAGGGAAGGAGGGAACAAAGGUCAUCCCUGCACUUGCUUUAUUCAGGUACAGUCUGUCUCCAAGGUGCUGUGUACCCACCAAGCCUCAAGUAAGUGCCAGACCCCUUCAUAAAGGGCUGAUCACUAUGCCAGAACUCAAUGCUAAAGUCACCAGGACACUGAACAAAACCACACCUGGACUCCAGAUAUGGAGAAUUGAGAACAUGGAGAUGGUGCCAAUACCACCCAAAACAUAUGGAAACUUCUAUGAAGGGGAUGCUUAUCUGCUUCUCUCGACACAUAAGACUGGGAACAGCUUCUCCUAUGACAUCCACUACUGGCUGGGCACCUCGUCAACUGUGGACGAGCAGGGUGCAGCUGCCAUCUAUACUACCCAGAUGGAUGAUUACCUGGGUGGGGUAGCGGUCCAGCAUCGGGAGGCCCAGGGCUAUGAGAGUGAGGUCUUCCGGGGCUACUUCAAACAUGGACUCAUAUAUAAGAAAGGAGGCGUGGCCUCAGGCAUGAAACACGUGGAGACAAACACAUACAACGUGCAACGGCUGCUGCAUGUCAAGGGCAAGAAGAAUGUGGUGGCUGGAGAGGUGGAGAUGAGCUGGCACAGUUUCAACCGAGGCGAUGUAUUCCUGCUGGACCUGGGCAAGCUCAUCAUUCAGUGGAAUGGCCCUGAGAGCAACCGCAUGGAGCGUCUGAAGGGGAUGAAUCUAGCCAAGGAUAUCCGUGAUCAUGAACGUGGAGGUCGAGCACAGGUAGGUGUGGUGGAUGGUGAGGCUGAAGAUGCUUCUCCUGGGCUGAUGAAAGUCUUGACCUACGUACUGGGGCAGAAGACAGAAAUCAAGCCAGCCAUCGCAGAUGCUGUGGUGGACCAGAAGAUGAAAUCUUCUCUGAAGCUCUAUCAUGUCUGUGAUGUAGAAGGGAACCUGCUCAUUCAGGAAGUUGCUACCCAGCCCCUUACCCAAGACCUCCUGAACCAUGAGGACUGCUAUAUCUUAGACCAGUGUGGUGUGAGGAUCUUUGUAUGGAAGGGCAGGAACUCUAGCAAGGAAGAGAAACAGCAAGCCAUGUCACGUGCCCUGGGUUUCAUCAAAGCAAAGAACUAUCCGCCUACCACUGGGGUGGAGACUGAAAACGAUGGUUCUGAAUCUGCUGUGUUUAAGCAGCUCUUUCAAAAAUGGACAGUAACCAACCAAACUGUCGGCUUUGGAAAGACAAGCUCAGUUGGUAAAAUAGCUAAAGUGGAGCAGGUGAAGUUUGAUGCCACCACUUUACACGCCAAGCCUGAGAUGGCUGCCCAGAACAGGAUGGUGGAUGAUGGCUCUGGAGAGGCGCAGGUCUGGAGAAUUGAGAACUUGGAGCUGGUGCCUGUGGAGAGUCGCUGGCUUGGGCAUUUCUACAGUGGUGACUGCUACCUCAUCCUCUACAAAUAUCAAAUUUACAAUAAAAUCCACUACAUCAUCUAUGUUUGGCAGGGCCGCCAUGCCAGCCAGGACGAGAUCACUGCUUCUGCUUACCAGGCUGUUAUUCUGGACCAACAGUACAACAAUGAGCCUGUGCAGGUGCGAGUGACCAUGGGCAAGGAGCCUGCCCACCUCAUGGCCAUUUUCAAGGGGCGCAUGGUGGUGUAUGCGGGUGGUACAUCACGAGCUGGCAACACAGACCCAGUGCCCUCAAUUCGCCUUUUCCAAGUUCAUGGAACCAACGAGUUCAACACCAAGGCCUUUGAGGUGUCUCCCUGUGCCGCCUCCCUCAACUCCAACGAUGUCUUUAUUCUCAAAUCGCAGACUUGCUGCUACCUCUGGUAUGGGAAGGGCUGCAGUGGAGAUGAAAGGGAGAUGGCCAAGACUGUGGCUGACCUCCUCUCCAAGACAGAGAAAGUGGUGGUUGCUGAAGGCCAGGAACCUGCUGAAUUCUGGCUUGCACUGGGUGGAAAGACUCAGUACUCCAACAACAAAAGGUUACAGGAAGAAACCCUCUCCAUCAUGCCUCGCCUCUUCGAAUGUUCCAAUAAAACAGGCACCUUCCUUGCUACAGAAAUUCCAAAUUUUACUCAAGAUGACCUAGAAGAAGAUGAUGUCUUCUUGCUGGAUGUCUGGGAUCAGGUCUUCUUCUGGAUUGGAAAAGAGUCAAAUCAGACAGAGAAGGAAGCAGCAGCUGUCACUGCUCAGGAAUACCUGCGCAGCCACCCAAGUGGCCGUGACCUCGCUACCCCUAUAGUCAUUGUGAAACAAGGCUGUGAACCUCCAACAUUUACCGGCUGGUUCCUGGCAUGGGACCCACUCAAAUGGACUGGCAAGAAAACCUAUGAGGAACUGAAAGCUGAACUUGGAGAUGACAGUGUGCUCAGCGAUCUCACUUCAGAACUUCUAGAGGCAAAAGAGAUGUUCACUGCUGACACAAACUUUGCUGAGACGUUCACUGCCGACGCAAACUUUGCCAAGCUACCAGUUGGUACAGAUUUUGCCAAGCUGUCAGUCGGUACAAAUUUUGCCAAGCUGCCAGUUGGUACGUACCCACCAGAGCAACUGGUGAACCAGUCAGCAGAAGAACUACCCAAGGAUGUGGAUCCCAGCAGGAAGGAGGAUUACUUGUCAGAGGACGAUUUCAGUACUAUCUUUGGAAUGUCUCGACAGGAGUAUGCUACUCUGCCACAGUGGAAACAACAGGCUCUCAAGAAAGACAAAGGACUCUUCUGAACGCUAAGUCCCUGCGGCCAUUAUCUGCAGGUGGAGGCUAUUUUUAAAAAAUCUGUGUUCAAGUUGAUAACAGGAGUUUUACAGGAUAAAUGGCCGGGUCUUGUCUGUCGCUGAGAGAUUUUCAGGGACAAAAUGCAAGAGUAUUUAAAUUAUACCUGCAAGUUUUCCAGUCAAGGCUGAAUCAAUAUAUUUUGUUCCCUAAGUCAGCUUUCGAAACAUGAACAUAAGUACAUUUAAAAAAUGGAAAUGAGUAGGCAGUCCAAUUCCAGAUUUAUGCUUUUUAAAGGGAAAAAAAUCACAUGUCCUAGAAGGCAAAACAUUUCUAAAAACCAGGAACGCCCUCCCAGUGCUGACUAUUGUAGAAAAUAAGCAAUACAAAAACUGUACUGUGAUUACCACUUGCACCCUUCUAAAAAGAGGAACCAGAACAUCAGUGUUAAUAAACAGUGUUUAAUUUCUCUGAAAUCUAUCUACACAUCAUUUAAAGAAAAAAGGCAGAAUUGUAAAGAAUACAUAAGAAACACAUCUGCUAUAACACAGAAAAGUGCUGUUCCACAUGUAGUGUCCAGAGACACAAGGUGACUAACAUAAAUACCAUGGCAUCCUCUUCCAACACACAUGCCCAGAAAUCAUUCACACUCCCUCCCCCCAUUUUUACAAAUAACUCACUUAAGAAACAACAAAAGUCAGGAGGCUAGCACAGGAAGCUGACUUUUAAUUUAAUUCUGGGCGGAUCCAUUACAUGCUAGAGCAGUUUAAAAGCAUUCCCCCCCCCCCCCCCCGAAAACUCUCAGCUCCCUAGUUCUUACCCCAGAACUCCUGUUUCUGACAUCAGAUGAUAGCCUCUAUGAAUUUGGAGUGCAGUGUUACUUCAUUUAAUGUUAGAUAAUUGUUUUGACCUUGACUUGGUUGCCAUGCAAACAGCUUAAUCUAGGAUCCUAAACGAUUCUGCAACACAUGAAACAAGUGUUGCAGUGUUGUUUCUAAGCCUCUGUUUUACAGGAUGCUCCGGUUCCAGUUGGUGAAGAAAACUUUUAAUGCACAGUCUGAACUGUAUGCCUAGGAGUGUCACAAGGGGUUAUAGGCUCACGGCUCUUUAUACGAAGUAGUCUUCAUUAAAGAAGGAGGUGCUUGGUGUUUUCUAAGGUUUUCUUUAACAAACUACCCUGAGCCACCUUCAUGUAUGUACAAAACUUGGUGAACAACAGUGAUGGAGAAUUUAAUUACUUAGUGCAAACACAUGUAUGGCUAUUUCUCUUUAUAAUGAAUUAAAUACAGCACAGUAAGACCAAUGAAUAAAGUCAGACUUAAAAUACGUUGGCUCAAACUAGAUCUGCUGGAGACCGAUAUUUAAGUUGUUACAUCCUUUUGAAACUAAUAAUAGUAUCCUUGAGCUGAUGUAUAAGGAUGUUUUAUAGCACACAGCUCUAAAAGAAACCCCUAUUUUCUUCAAUAGGCAAUAAUAUCGUAAAUAUCAUCAGCUACCAGGGUUCCCUGAGGCAUUCAAUAUUUCUGUAAAAUUGUUGCAAAAGGAUCUAUAAUAAGAGAUGUUAAAAUCACAUGCCUUAAUAUUUGGUUUUAAAUGCAGCUGAAUGGCUAUACAAAAACCAUUUAUGCUCUUGCAGAAUUUUAAACCAUCGUAUGAGAUCAGUGUGGCAAAGAGAUGCCCUCCUCUGGUGACCCUUAUCUCAGACUUUGAAUUCAGGCCAUGGAACACAGAACAAUGUGUCAACUGAAACCCUCAGAACUAAAGAAAGCACUAGUUCCUUCUCUGUCAUCAUAUUUAACCUUAAAAAAAUUGAGAACAGUGACUUCAAUGCAGUACUCAAUGUUGCUGUUAUAAAGGCUUGUCAGGUGCCAUUUCUUGCUAGGCAAGAGACUGGCUUCCAGUAGAAAAACACAUUAAGUGUUCUUCCAUACAACUCUGGAGGUAAUACCCAUUUGAAUGGCAGGUUUACAGUGCAAUCCUAUGCAGAGUUACUCCAGUCUAAGCCCAGUGAAAUGAACGGCUUCGGCUGCAGUAAUUCUCCUUAGGUUCACACAGUUUACCAAGGCAUCUCUCUGGGAUGCUUUGCCUUUAAAUAUGCUGGCUAUUUUGCCUCACCAUUGAUCAAAUACAGUGCUGUUACUUCCAUAUAACUGCUUAAUUACGGCAUUUAUUUAGAGAGAAAAGCAGCUCUACACCAGAACCAUAGGUCUUAUUUUGAGAUCUUCUUUUUUCACUGAAAGAAGAUCUUAUUGUUAAAAAUAAAAGUAACUAACUGCCGACAGGAAAAGGUAUAAUGGCAAGAUAAAUUAGUACAAUAUGCUUCUCGGAGUGUGACUGCUGAGCCUUUGUCUUAUUUGACAGGCUGAUUAGACAGUUAAAGUAUCAGUACAAAACAGGGGCCAUGUAGGUUUGCUUAACAUAGCCGGUUAUUCUGUUAGCAUGGCAGGAAAACCCGUCUCCAAAGUGUAGAGCCAGUUGUCUAUUAACUUCCAUGGGUCUGUGCUUUCGAGUUUCAGACUUUAUUAAGUAGAAAGUCUUUAAUGGUAAUAAAAUAUAUCCUCCCCCCCCCCCGCCCGCCCCGAGUGGAAAAAGCCUUCAAAUUCUCAACACCGGUUAACAACCUUUUCAAAGGAAAACCCUGAGUUAGGAGCAAACCAAGAAGAAGCUACAUGGUUAGCAAUUUCAUUGCCAAAAAAAAAGAAAAGAAAAAGAAAAAAGCAGCAAAGUUAACAAUCAGGUCCAGCACUAAAAUGAGAAACUUGCACAAAUCAAAUCAAAGCUUUUCUCUUUUGUCCAAACUAGCUAAAAAUGAUCAUCACAUUAUCCAAAUGCAUUUUCGAUAACAAAGCCUCAUAAUCUAUCCAAGACCACAGCACCAUCUUGAGAAAGAACAAAAUGCCUUAUGAAUAUAUAACAGUUUGGAAAUGUUUGAUUUUUUUCUACAAGUGAUUUAAUUGUAUUUAUCACACAAAUAAAAUAAAGCCAGGUAUAUUUUAA
Molecule: messenger RNA, 5824 nt
Organism: Sphaerodactylus townsendi
Lineage: Eukaryota; Metazoa; Chordata; Lepidosauria; Squamata; Sphaerodactylidae
Gene: VIL1
Product: villin 1
Exons: 21
Coding region: 121-2838 (905 amino acids)
Biological process (GO): cytoskeleton organization; actin filament severing; barbed-end actin filament capping
Cellular component (GO): lamellipodium; actin cytoskeleton; cytoplasm
Molecular function (GO): phosphatidylinositol-4,5-bisphosphate binding; actin filament binding
Source: RefSeq, a predicted model, not a curated record